AAAAAAAAGCGGGCGGCGCUCUUCGCACCGCGACCUCCCGCGCUGCCGCCGACCAAUCGGCGAUCUCUCGGCUUCUUGACGUCACGAUGUGAUCGAUGCGCAACAUCUGGGCCUAUAUAACGGCGGUACCGAUUCCGGUGCCGGGACGGUCGGACUUUCUCUGCCGCCUCAAAAACUUCGAAAUCGACGCGGACUCGGACCCCCGGGCUUUGCUCGUUCCCAAACGACUCGCUGUAUACACAAGAUAGAGAACGCACGCGCGCUUGUCGUGUCGUGUCGUAUCGUAUCGGCACACGCCUCGUUUCUUUCGUUUUCGGCGCGCUUUCGAUGCUGCUGAGUUGGCGACGACAGCAGGUGACGUACGAUCUUUAAACACUAUUCCUUUAUUUUCUGUUUCGUCCUCAAACGAAAGCGAGCCUAAGGAAGAGGUGAGGAUCAACUCUCUUCCGGCUGGUCUUCCGCUUAAGUUUCCGAGCUUGUCCUUCCGGUGAGGAGUGAGAAGGACUGCUUUCUUUGUGAGGAAACUGUUCGCGGUCAUCGCGGGCGUCUUUCUUGCGGUUCCUCUUCCGUACAAGACUUUUCUCACGAGCGACUGGGUGACGUCAGAGUGACAACAUGCGCCACCCCUGCGCAUUUGUCGUUGCCUUCGGCGUGGCACUGAUGCUUUUGCUCGCGCCCACUCUGGCACUGUCGUCGGCGUCUUCGCGCCCGUCGGAAAGCGAGGGAGGCACGUCGUGGGCAGACGAAGAGCUCGAGUACGCGUCCGGCGGCGGCCUGAUGGAGACUUCGGGAGGCGACGAAGAUGGCGGUGCGGACCUGGGCGGUGCCGGCCCGCAGCAGCCGGGACGACUGUCGGCGGACAAGCGCAACCUGGCGGCCCUGGCUCGCAGCGGACGGCUGCCCCGGUUCCACUACAACAAAAAGCUCGGCCCGGCCGCCUCGCCCCUGCAGCCAUCGCGGAUGUACAUGGCUGGACGGAGGCUGCUGCCCGCCGUCGGAGGAGCCGCCAUGCCUCCCAUGCUGCGUCAGCAGCACGGAGGAGGCCACGGCUGGCGAUCCGAUGCCUCCAUGUCGGCGGGCGACCAGGCGCUUCAGGGCGACGCGGCCGAGAAGAUGGGCGUCGUCGAGGCGCUGGGCCGCCUGUCCGAGGCCGCCAUCUUCCCCUACAUCGGGCCGCAUAGGUGGAUAAAGCCGUGGUUCCCGUACUUGCCGUCUGUGCGUGUGCGAAGAGACGUCUCUAGCGGCCAAGGGCGGCGGUGGCAGCAGCAGCAGCAGCAGCACGAAGAAACUCCACGCGAAGAGCAGCAGCGUCUCGGAGCACAGCCGACGGGGCGAGCCAAGCGCAACGUCGCUGCCCUGGCACGCAACGGCUGGCUGCCUCCGAGCGCAGCGGCGGCGCCAUCACAGGCGCGAGGAACCAGGGCCGAGUUUUUGCGUCGCUUUUCGGGCUCUCAGGCCCACGAGGCCAGCGCGGACGAGGAUGAAGGGUUUAUGCCGGAGGACGAGACCUCCGAGAUACCCGAGUGCGCCGACGAUGACGACGAGGAUGCGGACGAUAUCUUACUGGUGCCAUCAUUGGAGGAGGUCAAACGAAACUUGGGACACCUGGCUAGAACGGGCAGGCUUCCCCCUUUCAACUACCGUCGUACCUUCAUGAAUUCUGACGUGUCCGAGGCGACGUCUCCGUGGCCCCAGGCCAGGCCUAAGCGCCUUGCGAAGCGCUGCCGGCCCCGUGGCGAGGACAAGCGCAACGUCGCCGCCAUGGCGCGCAAGGGGGCGCUGCCGCGCUCAUGAGCGGCGUCCGACAACAGCGCCCCCUCUGCCUGCGCCACCUCUGCCGCCACGUGUGUCUCUCUACUGUCUUCCCAGAGGUCAUCUAUGCGCGUCCCGAGGGGACACCGCGAAAAAAUCUCGCUGGAACGCGCAGUCUGGCACAAGCCACGACAUCCGCAGGGGACCCUGUCAGUUUCGGUGUUGUCAUCUCCCCAAAAUGUUGUCCCUCUAAACGUACUCUGGAUACCGUAUACGCCUCUCUGUAGUCCGGCUGUUGUUCGUCGUCCUACCCUGCUUUGAUUGUUGGCGCAUUAUCCUAUUUCCAAGACGCAGGGACGCAGUACUAUUGUUCUCAGUGCAAGCUUUGUGCGGUGGCUCUAAAACAUGCUCGCACUCUAAAUGGGUAGUAUACCAGAUUUCGUAGCUUUUUUGUUGCUUUUUGUUUUUUCAGCCAGGUCUUGGUAAAGGUAUGGAUCUGAACGAAUGACUUCAGAGUUUUGAUUUGGUAAUUUAUCUGCUUUUUCGGUUGAGUAUUUUUGCAGUGUUGAAUAUUUAAAAACAUCUGCUUUUAAUAAUGUUAAAACGCAAGCCGAUAUAAAAAGCAAUUUGCGAUGACAUUACAAUCGAAACGUUGCGCUGUGUUAUUUCAAAUAUUGGUCCAGUGCAUCCAUCUGUUUAUGUUAAGCGUUCAUUCCUUUCGCCUAGCCUACUCCACGUUAUCUAUUCUCAGCUCUUUUUCGCACGCCUCUUUUUGUUUUACUGGUGUUCUUUUGCUCCUCGUAGCUGUGUCAUGGGAAUUAUCGUUUAUUAUUUUUUUUUUCUGUUUCGAAGUGAGAAACCGAAACGCGUUGUUCCGCAAAAGUGAGACACUUUAUAACUACGCUCAUUCAACUACCUUACUCUACAAAGUUGCAUGCCGUGAGCAUGCAAGCAGAAGUACAGUUAUGACCGCCUUGUGCUCGGCGUGUUAGUAUUCUAACAUCGAUACAGAUGAGUCGGUUUUGGGACAGCACAUUCUACUUCAUAAUUGUUAUUUUUUACGAAGCUUUUUGACUUAAAGGAGUACUGGCACGAUUUUGAGACAUCGCAAAAGGGACAUUUUUCGUUUCCUUGGUAUGCAGUGUCAACGUUCUCCACACACCGGAGUCGGAGAACACGUAUAAAAUAUUUUCAUUUGACUUUGAAGUUUUCGUCACUGAGCAUCUGCAAGCCAGCCUCACUGCAAUGGACAUUAUCCCGACGAGUCAACGCAGUUCCCCCGACUUGGCGAGAUCUGCGUCCUGCAUGCAGCCUAAAUCGCCGAAAUCACUGUCAGUGUCACUGGGCGACAAUUCACUCAUCUUUGUUUAUGUGCACCACGAUCAGAUGACAGAUUUGCCGAUAGUACGUCGCGAGUUUCUGUAUCCGCGUGACGUCACACUGCUAUGAAACGUCACUGAGAAGCCGGCCCCUUGAUAUCGAAACCGAAAGUGUCUUUUUAAGUUAGCGGUAUUUAAAAUAUAUACGAUGCAUUUCCAGGCACCGCAAUACUCGUCUUAGGUUUCUCGACGCAAGUACUUUUACUUAGAGCAACAAUCCGAAAAAAAAAAAAUUUAAUUCGUGUCGGUACUCCUUUAAAUAACAGCUUAAUUAUGAUUUAAAAAGUUUUUUUGCAGCUUUGAAGAAGACAAGAGCGCUUGUCGAAACGUCAACUCCAUCGACACCCUGUGUUCAAGAAUUUUUUUAUCUUUUAAAGCUUCUAUCUUCGCCUGAACUUCUAGCUUAAUUAUCAGAUACUCUUAUGUUAUCAGUGGUCACAGUGAUGGUGGGCCCUGUAGAUAAGAGAGUUGAGAAAUGUCCUAAUGAUAUCCAGUACCGAUAGUUUAAUGGCUAUGGCGUCGCGCUGUUUGCCUCGAGGUUACGGUUUCAAUUACUGUCGCGGCUUCCACGUCUCGACGAGGAAGAAGAAAAAAACGCAGAAACACACGCGUACUUAGAUUCGGGUGCACAUAAAAUAACCGCAAGGUAGUCAAAAUUACUCUGGAGUCUUCCCUACAGGGAAGUCUUCACAAUCAGUUCAUUGUUUUGUCACGUAAAACCCAAAACUUCAGUAAACUUCUUCCGCCUAGUGAACGUGCGUACUCGGGUACAAGCGAUUUGAUUGGACUUGACCAUUUUUACUGUUCUUUUUUUUUUUUGUUCUAUUGCUUAAUACUGUUCUAUUGCUUAAUAACGGUUCCUUACAGAAAUGAGACUGAUAUACUGUCUUGUCCACACACCACUUCUUUACGCUAAGACUUUUAUUCAAGUUUUAACGUUCUCCGUAGUUUAGAUAGCAAAGCCCAGGCAUUCUAGAAAUAUCACGCAUUCUUUAGAUCAUCAAGCCUUCGCCAAUGCAGGGAGGAGCCAGUGUGCUCUUAUUCUGCUUGUCUUCAUUAUUCAAAAGGCUGGCUUUUGUCUUGACAUCUGUCUUUCCGCUGGCUUUUUUUUUUUUCAACUCUUCCAAGCAUAUUAUUAGCAAACAACGGUACUAUGUGAGUGUUUGGAGCUGCAGCGCCAUGGGGUUAAGAGCGGAACUUUACUAUGGAAAGUAGAUCCGAGCUCGUGGACAGACCUUUUUCAGGGCAUUGUUCUCGGUGCGUGAGGGCCCCUCGAAAAAAAGGAACGCCACCUGAAUACGUAGACGAAUGCUCCGCGCUGUGUUCGUGGUAAUAAAGGAAGCUUUAAGUUCUUAAUGAACACCGGGAAAUGAAAGAAAAAAUAUUAUUGUCUCAUGCUGAGUACGGUGUGGUGAGAGUAAGUUCUUUCUUUUGAAUAGGCUCUAAUGGUGUUAAAUGAUUAAAAGAUCCGGUUGUCCUUUUGUUGAGUUCGUUUUUUUGCUAAAGUAAUAUAAACGCAAAAAUCAGUACGCGUCUGCUUGAUAUACCAUGUCGACUAAUGCCAAGCUCGGUUCUUGGGAUUGAAAGUUAUACUAACUGAAAUUUGUUAAAGAAUAUCCUCUGUAUUUUAGUGGAAUAUACCAUAGAUUAACAGUAACGAUUGGGCUGUAGUUUGCUCACACGCCAAGCGCAAGAAAAGACUAACGAGUCCAAAACAGCGGGUAAAGUUUCUUGUCUCUCCUCUCUGCUUCGUCCCGUCGACCGUAAUUUAUCAUGCCUAAGUUAGUGAUAGGAUAGACGUUCAGAGCGUAGACUUUCAUUUUAUUUCACUGCAUUUAAGUUUAUCGAAGUCAAAUUUUGCAUUUGACUAUCUGCGAGCGUCGAAAAACUUCUCUGUUUCGCAGUGUUUGAAUCUUCAUCAGCUAAUGUACAAUUCGGCAUGUUUUAGCGCCACCGCACGAAGCUUUGGCCUCAGAAAAUGUUACGAAGUUACACAGUUACACGCAGUUACAUCAAGUUACACGCAAGCUGGGAUGAGAACAUUUGUUGUUGAUAACAUAUCGCCUAAUCAUGUUGCCGCCCUCCCCAUAGUUGUUGUUUUCUUCCCGCUAGGCAUAUAUACCUACGUCAGCACUUCCGCAUCCCUAGUCUAAGUACAGUGUAUGUGUACUGGGGGUCUGUGUACUCUAACGCACGCUGCAUCUUCAAUGUGUUAUCUGUUACGAGGUGCGAUGUAAGUACGUGCUUCGUUUAGUGCAAGGCAACGUGUUUUGUUUCUUAUAUUGUUUGAAUGGCCGUAUUAAGGCCUUCGGAGCAGAUAAAAGAACAAUUGCUGACGGCAAUGCUUUCAACGCCUGCCGUGGUAGUCAAGCGGAUACAGUGUUGCGCUGCGAAGCUCGAGGGCGCGUGUUCGAAUCCCGCCUACGGCGGCAACACUUAGAUUGGGGCAAAAUGCUAAAAACACACGUGUUCUUAGAUUUAGAUGGGCGUGGUCAAAAUUAAUCCGAUGUCUCCCGUUAAUGUGUGCCUCAUUAUCAUAUCAUCGUUCUGGCGCGUAAAAUUCGGGAAUUUAAGAUGUCCUGGUCUUCAACGCAAAAUAUCUAAAAGAGAAUCUAAAGUAAGGACUUGUUACUGCGCUGAUGUCUGUGUUUCUCUUUCUAAUUUUUUCUUGGGUUGAAAACGCGAGUCUCGGCCAUAGUAGGCCGAGGAAAACCUUCUAUACGUGUCUUUCAAUUAGCAUCUUUCAAUUAAGGUCUUUCAAUUAGCGUCUUCCACUUAAAGAAACCAUUGCCGCUCCACAACGCUUUGGGUAUGAAUGCGAUGUACUGCGCGGAAACAACUUAACUGCUCCGAUUUGAUUGGUUUCGCCUUGAUGUAGACGAGCAGUCUUCGCCAUCAACUGAAACGUUGCUCUUACUGUUCUUUUAAGUGCACCAGUUGAAAAACCAACCUCAAA
Rhipicephalus sanguineus (brown dog tick) is the source of this 6087-nucleotide messenger RNA. RefSeq lists its product as uncharacterized. NCBI's taxonomy places the organism in Eukaryota, Metazoa, Arthropoda, Arachnida, Ixodida, Ixodidae. The transcript is spliced from 6 exons. Bases 616 to 1794 code for a protein of 392 amino acids. The record is from RefSeq and is a predicted model, not a curated record.